Molecule: messenger RNA, 744 nt
Organism: Eruca vesicaria subsp. sativa (arugula)
Lineage: Eukaryota; Viridiplantae; Streptophyta; Magnoliopsida; Brassicales; Brassicaceae
Source: the annotation of a GenBank genome assembly
AUGACUCUAAAUGGUACCACGAGCAAUGAUCUUCGGGUACUUGACAGUAAAGCUCACAAAACCGAAGCUCACACACGCCAUAAUGGCCCAGAAAACCAAUGGGCUAAUGUUGAGUCUUAUGCUCACAAUGGUGUUGGCUUUGCAUCACGGGACCAGUUUGAGUAUCGGCGAUCUGAAAGCCGAAAUAAUCACCAACAGCAUAGAGUGAUUCGACGACGGAAUCAAAAGCUAUUAACAUUUCAUCAUCAAGCUAUUUUUGAUAGGAAGACGACCCAUCACUGGAGGGCGAAGCAUACUUCUCGUGAAGGUUCUGACUCUUAUAAUCGGAGGGACAAAGGUGAAUGGCGAGAAAAGAACAUAGAUAAGGAAAAAUCUGAAGAUCACGUUCGGCUAGUGGAGCUCUCAUUAUCUAGCAAUGACAUAAGGAUUCGCCGGGAGCAUGAUGUUAGCAGGAGUUCUCGAGGUGAACGAGGUGUUGAGGGCGAGAUAAGUUCUCAUGAACGUCAGCUUGGUCCAUAUGGCCGACACAAGACGUGGGUGGUUAGUGAGAUUGAUAUAAAUGUAAGGCAUCCUAUGGUGGUUGAUGCAUCUGCAGAUCCCCUUGGGAUCAUUGAGGUUCCACAGCGGAAAAGAUUAGCCAGCAAGAUUACUUCUCCAAACAUGCAAGACAAUGUGAUGCUACGUGAACGAAGUGUGGUGCGUUCCUUGACGUAUCCCAUGGAUCUUACUGAGCCUGAGAUUUAG